This is a messenger RNA of Pogoniulus pusillus (Red-fronted tinkerbird), 2341 nucleotides long. It is a transcript of the gene ANP32A, whose product is annotated as acidic nuclear phosphoprotein 32 family member A. The coding region runs from base 135 to 989 and encodes 284 amino acids. Gene Ontology annotation, cellular component: nucleus; perinuclear region of cytoplasm. NCBI's taxonomy places the organism in Eukaryota, Metazoa, Chordata, Aves, Piciformes, Lybiidae. Gene Ontology annotation, molecular function: histone binding. The record is from RefSeq and is a predicted model, not a curated record. The transcript is spliced from 8 exons. Gene Ontology annotation, biological process: regulation of apoptotic process; nucleocytoplasmic transport.
CGGGAUUCCGAGCGGAGCUGGUUGAGCCCUCAAAGUGCCUCACCGAGCGCGCUGGCUUUGGGGGGGUCUCCAUCGGUGGUGUCACUGCGACCAGCGGAGCCGGCGACAGCGAGCGACUCCCGCCAGCCACGGACAUGGAGAUGAAGAAAAGGAUCCACUUAGAGCUGCGGAACAGGACGCCCUCAGAUGUUAAAGAACUGGUUCUUGACAACUGCAAGUCAAACGAAGGCAAAAUCGAAGGCCUGACAGAUGAGUUUGAAGAGCUGGAAUUAUUAAGUACAAUCAACGUAGGCUUAAACUCAGUUGCAAACUUACCAAAGUUAAACAAACUGAAGAAGCUCGAGCUGAGCGACAACAGAGUCUCAGGAGGACUGGAAGUGUUGGCAGAGAAGUGUCCGAACCUCACGCAUCUAAACCUAAGCGGCAACAAAAUAAAAGAUCUUGGGACAAUAGAACCUCUGAAGAAGCUAGAAAACCUGAAGAGCCUAGACCUUUUCAACUGCGACGUAACCAACCUGAACGAUUACAGAGAAAACGUUUUCAAGCUCCUCCCGCAGCUCACAUACCUCGAUGGCUACGAUCGGGACGACAAAGAAGCACCUGACUCGGAUGUAGAGGCCUACUUGAAGGGCUUAGAUGACGAGGAGGAUGAUGAGGAUGUCUUGUCUCUAGUGAAAGAUCGGGACGACAAAGAAGCGCCGGACUCUGACGCAGAGGGCUACGUGGAGGGCUACGUGGAGGGCUUGGAUGAUGAGGAGGAAGAUGAAGAUGAAGAGGAGUAUGAUGAUGAAGCUCAGGUAGUAGAUGACGAAGAAGAUGAGGAGGAAGAGGAGGAAGGAGAAGAGGAGGAUGUGAGUGGAGAAGAGGAGGAGGAUGAAGAAGGCUACAACGAUGGUGAGGUAGAUGAUGAUGAAGAUGAAGACGAACCUGAUGAACAGGGAGAGAAGAGAAAACGAGAACCUGAAGACGAAGGGGACGAAGACGACUAAACUGAAUAACCUAUUUUUAAUUUUUCCUAUUGUGAUUUGACUGUUUCUACCCCUGUAUUUCCCCCUCCCUGCACCCUCAACCUUUUUAUUUUUCCUUUUUUUUAUUUUUCCUUUUUUUGUUUGGUUGUUGGUUUUUUUUUUUUCCUUUCUUUUGGUUUUACUUUUUUUUUUUUUGGAUUGUAAUGUUGCUGUGGGAACGAGAGGGAGAAACAGACUGGGUGGGCAAGGGAAUAAAAUCCUAUUUUUACUGCCACUCCUCCUCCUAUUCAUUUUAAACUUCUUUUUGUUUUUAAAAUUGUUGGGGUUUUUGGUUGUUUGUUGGUUGUUGGCUUUUUUUCCCUGGGGUCCCUUUUCUUUAGUCCCUGUAACUGCAAUAGUUAAGUAUAAACCAAGUGGUAAUUUGUUUCUUAUUAGUGGAGUGGAGGCUUUGACUUCUUUUCAACAAACAAAACAAAUGACAACACCCAAAAGUUUCAGAAUCCAAUGGAUUUCACCCCAAUUUACUCCACUCCAAGACACCUCAGUAGAGUUGCUCGUUGGGAUUUAUUUUUCCAGUCAUUUAACCACCUUGUAGAACACUUCCAACUAUUUUUUUUUUUUUUGCUUGGUUUUGUUGGGAUUUUGGCUUUGUUUUGGUUUAUUUUGUUUGUGGUUUGGUUUUGGUUUUUUUUUUUUUGAGGGGUGCUACAGGAUUUAUUUGGUUGGGUUUUGGGUUUUUUUUUUAAGGCAGAGCAAACCCCUCCACAGCAACAGGGUUGUGAGAAUGGCAUCUUGGAUCCAGUGAUUUCUUUGUUGCCUGUUGGUGAAUGACUGCCAUUUUCAGCCAAAGCUUUCCCUGCUCCUUGUAGCCACCUUUAGGUUUUCUUUUCUUCAUUGUAAAUAGUGACCAAAAGUUGUUUUUUUUUUUUUCUUGGGCUUUUUGUUUUCCCUCCCCCCUGCCUUCCUUUUGGGAGCUGUUCCUUUUAGAUCUGGUUUGUGGGGGUAACUUUAUAAUCCCCUCUCCUCACUCUUGCGUGUUGUGUGGGGUUAUUUUUUUCCCCCCUUUUUUCUUUAGUGUUUGGAGGGGGUGGGAGGUUGUUUUGAUUGGGUGCUUUGUUUUCAAUUGGGUUGUUUUGAGGGUUGUUUGGUUUGGGGUUGGGUUUUUUUUUUAGCUAGGGUAUAGCCAACACACUGAAAAUGGCAGGCAUUAAAAUCUAUAUAUAAAUAUAUAUUAAGAAAAGGAAAAAAAAAAGGACAAAAAAAAGAGGACAAAACAAACAAAAAAAGCAAAGUGUUUCCUAAUUCCUGAGUUACUAGUGAACUGAAUUUGACAAUUGUAAUAAAACCCAAACUGUUUCAACCCUUUUAAAUAA